Molecule: messenger RNA, 636 nt
Organism: Rotaria sp. Silwood1
Lineage: Eukaryota; Metazoa; Rotifera; Eurotatoria; Philodinida; Philodinidae
Source: the annotation of a GenBank genome assembly
AUGAUGCCUUUUCAACGAACAUCUACACGUAAAUCCUUGGUAAUAACCAAAAAACCUCAACAUAGUGUAAAACGUAUUGGACGUGGAAUUCCAAUUGACGAAUUUAUCCCAAUAUAUCGACCAACUCGCAAUAAUGAAGCUAUAGCAACAACAGCAAAUACGAAUGAAUCACCUGAUCACCAUAACAAUCUUUCAACACAAGAAGCUUUUAUAAAUCUUAUCUUACAAACACAACAAAAUCAGAAAGAACUCAUCAAUACCAUAAUGGAAUCUGUAAAAGAACAACAAUUAGUUCAAAAAGAAUUUUUUAAAAAUAUUUUUGAUUCUCAAAAAGAACAACAAUUGGCUCAAAAUGGUUUUUUAAAAAAUAUGUUUGAUUCUCAAAAAGAACAACAACUGGCUGAAAAAGAAUUUUUUAAAAAUAUGUUUGAUUCUCAAAAAGAAUUUUUUGAAAAUACGUUUGAUUUUCAAAAAGAAGAACAAUUAGCUCAAAAUGGAUUUUUUAAAAAUAUGUUUGAUUCUCAAAAAGAACAAUUAAUUCAACAGCGAGUUACUGAUGAACAACAAUUGACUCAAAAUGAAUGUAUUAAAAAUAUGUUUGAUUCUCAAGAAGAACAACAAUUAAAAAAGGAUUGA